AUGUGUCAACGUAAGUUACAUUCGUACGUGCGACCUUCCUCCCGGCUUGUGAAAGUCGCCGAGAAACGAGCCGUGUCGUACGCUCGAAUUUUGGGUUGCAGAGAUAUGCCUACCAUUGUGUAUCAUCCGGGCUUCAUGAACCAGAAGUGGGGGAAGAAGUCAACCCUACUUGCUCAGUUCUGUGCCGAUAAACGUCUGUCCUACGUGACGUUCCUCAGGCAGGAAAAGCUGUUCUUAUCACCGGCUGUGACUCGGGCUUCGGACUUGCUCUAGCUAAGUAUUUGAAUGGAAAUGGUUGCCGCGUAUUUGCUGGAUGUUUGCUGAAGGAGAAAAAAGGUGAUGGAGCCCAAGAGUUGGCUGCAUUAAAGCGUCCGAACCUCCACGUUCUUCAGCUUGAUGUUGCAGAUGAUAAGCAAGUGUCGAACUGUCUCCAAGAAAUUGAAGCAAUAUCUAAUGAUACCAAAAAUG
This is a messenger RNA of Notodromas monacha, 468 nucleotides long. Lineage: Eukaryota; Metazoa; Arthropoda; Ostracoda; Podocopida; Cyprididae. The record is from the annotation of a GenBank genome assembly.